Messenger RNA from Protopolystoma xenopodis, 357 nucleotides. The record is from the annotation of a GenBank genome assembly. NCBI's taxonomy places the organism in Eukaryota, Metazoa, Platyhelminthes, Monogenea, Polystomatidea, Polystomatidae.
AUGGCCGGCCAUUUUGUGCAUCUCUUUGGAAGUGGAGGCUCCUUGUGGGCCAGCUCUGCUUCGGCCAUGCUCCCAAAGGCCUGGCUCGGACAGAAUGUGCCGAGAACACCGUCGAAGGGUGUCACACGAGGCACUGUUGCCCCGUCAACCAGCCUCCCUCGCCUGCACACAGCCCCGUCCCCUCCCUGUUGGGCAGGUCCAUCGGCGGACAGCGGUCCGGCACAUCUUUUCGCGAGCCGGGCCGACUUCUCGUUCGGCCCGCCCGCCGGCCAGCCCGGGCCAGACCCAGUCAGCAUAUCGAUUUCUGCCAGCCCGUUAAUGCACGCCAGCCUCGACGUCAUUCGCCCCGCCGGCUGA